AUGCAGGGCAAGGUGAAGCAGAUCGUCGGCUCCACACUCCGCGAUCUGCCCUCCCAAGACUCGCCAGCCACAGACUCCUCUUCUUCCUCCUCCUCAUCCGAGCCUGUGACCAACUUUGAGUCGGAUCGCAGCGCAGCGGAGUAUGCCAGCAUGUACGCCGCUGAUUCGCUGCCAGGAGGCCACGUCAUCAUGCUGGGGGCCGAUCCAGCCAGUCAGGAGGCAGCUCUUGGGGCGCUGAACGCCUUCCCAGGUGGGCUGCACGUGGGUGGAGGCAUCACUCCAGAGAACGCCGGGAUGUACCUGGACGCAGGGGCCAGCCACGUCAUUGUCACCUCGUACGUGUUUCGAGAAGGCAAGGUGGACGAGGAGCGGCUGCGCAGGAUGGUGAAUGCAGUGGCGCCCGAGAGACUGGUGCUGGACCUGAGCUGCAGAAAGAAGGGCGAGCACUACUACGUGGUCACGGACCGGUGGCAGCGCUUCACAUCGCUGGUGGUGGAUGGCGAGUCGCUGGCCCGGUUGGCAGACUGCUGCGACGAGUUCCUCGUGCACGGCGUGGACGUGGAGGGCAUGAAGCUGGGCAUUGACGAAGAGCUGGUUUCCCUGCUUGGGAAAUAUUCACCAAUCCCAGUGACCUACGCGGGAGGUGUUCGCUCUCUCGAGGACCUUGAGAUUGUUAAGGCAGCUGGAAGGGGAGCGGUGGACGUGACUGUAGGAAGUGCCCUCGACAUCUUUGGAGGGGACCUGCCAUACAGAGAGGUCGUGGAGUGGCAUAGACGCCAAGAAAAGGGCCGGCCGCCAAGCCCGCUCAUCUUUCUCGUGCGAGCCUGCGGCGACGGCGCAACUACGAACUCCCUCUGUAGUAGUAGCAACCAUAGCAGUGAAAGCAACGGCGGAAGCCACAGCAGUGGCAGCAGCGGGGGGAAUCGUGCAGGAGACGAAAGCCAAGGGCCCUCGGUGAAGUGCGGCGGUAUGGAGUGCAGUGGGAGGGAGUGCGAGGGGCUGGAGGCACUGGUGUCGGACUUCUGUGGCAGCUCGUGGCGCACGCGGCUGUCACGAGACGACCUCGAAGACGAGAAGGACGACCUCGGAGUGGGUGGGAGCUUCGCGGACUUCCUCGCGUUGAUCCACGAGUCGCUCUCCUCGCGCCACGUUACUGUUGCACCCGCUCUCGCCCGAGCGCGGCCCAACCAAGCGCCCCGUCCCGCUAGUCAUUCCCCUGCCCUCGAUACAAUCACGCUCACGGGCCAAAAGGCGGAAGGCGCUCCGCGAAUUAGAUUCAAGCUAAAGCGAGUGGAUUGGCCGGGAAGAGACGCCGGAGGAGGGAAGGGGAGAACUGACGGUGGCGUGGAACAACCGUCAGCGUCACACUCUCACUCGUUACUGUCACACCCGUUACAGUCAUCCUCGUUAGAAGCAAUUGGGUCAGCCACGUCACCAGCGUCCUCACCCCUGUUUCCGUCGUGCGAGUCAGUGGCGGCGGAAAUCGCGUUCGCGCUUGUGAGGGACCGACUGCAGCUGGAAAAGACGCUUAGACGAGAGCGCGCCAAGCACGUGAGGCAAAUGGCAGAGGUGGAGAAGGAGAAGGACGCAUCUCGCAGCUACGGCAUUCUGGGCCCCCCUAAGUCCAAGCUGGCCCGCUCGAGAUCCGCCUCGCGAAUGACAGGCAGCCACGUGGCACCUGCCCCCUCUCGCUCCCUCUCACAUUCGCAGUCGAUUAUUACAGCAACUGAUAGUGAUGCUGCAGGUGAAAGGGCAGGUGAAAGGGCAGGUGAAGGGGCAGGUGAAGGGGCAGGUGAAGGAACAGCUGUUGCAGCAGCAGAAACUAAACCGGGUUUCUCGUCUGUUGAUCACAGCUCAGCAUCAUCCCCACCGUCCAUUCCCACCACAGCUGAAGGCCUUCAGAGCAUCAUCGGCCAAUGGGAUCACAUCCCGGGAUCCGUCCUCGCCACGUCAGCACAGGUCCAAUCCUUCCGAGACCGUUUCGCGUGCAUCAGCAGGAACGGACGGUGGAGAUUCAACGCCACGCCACGGCUGCUGCCGUGGCCCGGCGAGAUGAGUUCGUGUGAUGAGCAGCACAUGGGGUCCGUGCCUGGUGCGGUGGCGAUGCGUGAGGCAGAUAGGGUGGUGGAGGAGGGGCGGGGAGAGGUGGAGUGGAAGGUGAGAGAAGCGCUCAAGUACGAAUGGAGGGUGGGAGGGGACGGAGAAGGGGAGGGCGUGGGCGGGGAAGUGGGAGAGGGCAGUAACAGCAGCAGUAGCAGCAGCAGCGGCGGCGGUGGCGGCGGCGGCAGUGGCAGUAGCGGUGGUGGCGGUGGUGGCGGGAGCAGUGGUGCCUCAAGCACCCCCAGCAGCAGCAACAGCCAGGGUACAUGUGGGCGGUGGGAGCGGUUUUCAGGCGAGGCACUCUGCCAGGCGAUAGCAGGGCGCAACGUGAUGGUGGUGGGGGACUCGCUCAGCCUGCAGCUCGCGCACGCCCUGCGCUACAAUGUGCGUGUGGGGGCGGAGGACCCAGGGGCGCGUGUACGGCGCGGGCAAAUCUCGGUGCUGUGCCGACGGGUGCGGGGUGCUUCGUACUCCCCGUGGCUGUCGCCGCAGCGCUGCUGGACCGCUGUGCUGUGUGGGGAUGUGGAGGGCAGGCAGGGAGAAGGGGGUGUGCAGGGGAGGGAGGAGGGUGUGGAUGCGCAAGGGAGGCAGGAGGGUGGGGACGUGGUGGGGACGGGUGAGAGUGGGGAUGUGGAGUGGAAGAGAGAUAGCAGCAGCAGCAGCAGAAGCAGCAGCAGCAGGGAAAGUUCACCCCAGGCCGCUCGCUCCUCUCUUGCAUUCAACCUCUUCUUUGUGCGAGACGACUACCUGCUCUCCCCCGCCUGGCGCAAUGAGUGGCUCACGAAGCGCGUGCAGGGCUCAUGGGUGGACGAUCUGCGACAGGAGAACGUGUCGAUUCUCAUUGUCAACCGCGGCGCGCACUUCACCCCGCACGAGUCAUUCGCGUGGGAGGUUUCCGGGCAGUUGGCUUGGUUGAGAGAGCAGUUUCCGGAUCUGCUGAUUGUUGUGCGGGGCACGCCGGCGGGGCAUAAGGGGUGCAUGCGUUACGACCGUCCCUUGGAAAGAAGAGUUGAAAAGGAUAAUUCAAGCGACAGUGAUAAGGGUGAUGGGGGUAUUGAACACAUUGAUAAGUAUAAUUGGGAUAAGUUUGCACGACAGAAUGAAGUUGCAAGGAAAGUGGCGGAGGCGGUGGGGGCUGUGUAUAUGGAUGUGGAGACCGUUGUUAUGGCUGCAGAGGAGGAGUUACGGCCAGUAGAGGCGAAUAAAGACGUGCCCGAAGCGGGAGAAGCUGCAGAGGAUAUUAGAGCGGUUGAUGGGGCGUCGGAGGAAGGGCAAGACGACGACGGAAGCGAGGAUUUCAACAGAUUGAUUCCGGCUGACGAUUCGGACUCCGAUUCGUCAGAGUCGGAAGGGGAGGGGGGAAGCGACGAAGAGGAGGAGGAAGAGGGAAGGGGCGAGAAGCGAGAGGGCGAGUCUGGAGCCAUUCUGGAGGCGGCGCAAGCCGAAGCGGAGAAAAAAACUGCAUUGCAGGCGGCGCGAUUGGCGCGCGAGCAGAAGUGCGCGGAUGCGGCGGCGGAGCGGAAGGAGCGGCGCGCGCUGAAGGACCUUCUGCGGCGGCCGUGGGGGAAAGAUGGUGGAGGGGAUGGGGGGAAAGAGGAGGAGGUGCGGGGGAGUGAUGAUGAGGAAGAGGAGGAGGAAGGGGAGGGGGAGGAGGGUUCAGAAGCGCCCAUGGCGCAACUCUCUGGGCUAAGUCCCUCUGGAGUGGUACAAGGAGGAGGGGCACAUCGGCGCCCAUCGCGCAACACGGUGGGCAAGGUGCCCCUAGAGUGGUACAAGGAGGAGGGGCACAUUGGAUAUGAUAGGGAGGGGAAGCGCAUUAUGAAGCAAAAGGGGCGCGCCUCUAAGGGGGACAAGCUCGACGAGUUCCUCGCCCACACCGACGACCCUGACGCCUGGAAGGUGGUGUACGAUGAGUACAACGACGAGGAGAUCCGCCUGACAGAGGAGGACAUUGAUAUGAUCCGCAGAAUCAGGGAGGGGCGCACGCCACACGCCCACGUCAACCCUUAUGAGCCAUACCUGGACUGGUUCGACUGGGAUGAGAAGUGGGACCCCCUCAACGCCCAGCCGGAGCCCAAGAGGCGCUUCACCCCCUCCAAGCACGAGGCCAAGCAGAUAGUGCGGCUGGUGCGGGGACUGAGAAAAGGCACGAUCAAGACUUUAGCGCAGAGGGAGAAGGAGCGGAAGCAGAAGGAGAGCGAGGGGCAGCAGCAGGCGGUGUACCUGCUGUGGGGGGAUGACCUUAAAGCCAUUGCCUCUCAGUCCGAUAAGACCAAGAACGUCAACGGACUCAGCUUCGUCGCCGCCCCCAAACCCAAACUGCCAGGCCACGAGGAGUCGUACAACCCACCGGUGGAGUACAUACCCACGGAGGAGGAGGUGGCGGAGAAGAUGAUGCAAGCGGAGUAUGAAGGCACCUCCGACUCGCUCUUCGUGCCCAAGCAGUACAAAUCCCUGCGCUCUGUGCCGGCGUAUCCACGCUUCAUCCGAGAGCGCUUUGAGCGCUGCCUGGACCUCUACCUGUGCCCUCGCGUCAAGAAGAACCGGAUUAUGAUCGAUCCCGACGCGCUGCUGCCGAAGCUGCCCAAGAGGAAGGAUCUGCGUCCCUUCCCGCACUCCCUCUCGCUGCGCUACCUGGGCCAUCGCGCCACUGUGCGAUCGCUCUCCCUGCACCCCUCGGAGCAAUGGAUGGCUUCAGGCAGUGACGAUGGCACAGUGAGGGUGUGGGAGGUGGACACCACGCGGUGCCGGAGGGUCAUACAAAUGCCAGCGGCAGUCAAACACGUGGCAUGGAGCCCUGCUUCCUCCCGCCCCAUCCUCGCCAUCACCUCAGGCACGGAUGUGGUGUUACUGCCAGGGGAGGGGGGCACGGAGGAGGAGGAGAGGGCGGUGGAGCAGCUGUUGGAGGCCAAGGACGGGUGGAAAGAAGGUGGGUGGGGAUGGGUGGCAGAUGGGUGGCAGAUGGGUGGCAGGUGGGUGGCAGGUGGCUGGGUGGCAGGUGGGUGGCAGGUGGGUGGCAGGUGGGUGGGUGGCAGGUGGGUGGCAGGUGGGUGUGGAUGGGUGGGGGAUGAGUGCGGGAUGGGUUUGGAUGGCAGGGCAGUGGUGAUUCACCAGCUCACCCGUCGCGCAUCACAGUGCCCGUUCAAGAAGGCAGCAGCGGGCGGGGACCGGCGCAUUGCAGCGGUGGCCUUCCACCCAUCUAAACCCAUCCUCUUUGUGUCGUCGCGCACGCUCGUGCGCUCCUACCACCUGCUGCGGCUGUGCCUGCUGAGAAAAUACAUGCCCAACAUCAAACAGAUCUCCUCGCUCGCCAUCCAUCCCUCAGGUAAUGGUCUUCGCAAUCCGUCCAUCCCAUCCCUCAGGUGGGUUCGACCACCAGUGAAAGCUGUCUCUGUAGGCGAUCAUCUGCUGGUGGGGGGAGACGAGGGCAAGGUGGCAUGGAUCGACAUGGACCUCUCCACUCGCCCCUACCGCGUCUUGAGGAGCCACGGCGGCAUGGACGUGAGAAGCGUCGCUUUCCACCCCACGUACCCACUCUUCGCCAGUGCAGCAGAGGACGGGUCAGCCUUUGCCUUCCACGGGAUGGUCUUCGCCGACCUGCUGCAGAACCCCCUCAUUGUGCCGCUCAAGAUCCUCCGGGCGCCACCACCACCACAACAAGCCGCCUCCUCGUCAUCUUCCUCCAAGAGUCUGUACGCGUGUGCCUUCCACCCCUCCCAGCCAUGGCUCUUCACAGCAGGCGCUGACUGCUCAGUCACCCUCUUCACACACUGA
This is a messenger RNA of Closterium sp. Naga37s-1, 5874 nucleotides long. Lineage: Eukaryota; Viridiplantae; Streptophyta; Zygnematophyceae; Desmidiales; Closteriaceae. The record is from the annotation of a GenBank genome assembly.